CAUCGACAAACCAUCUAUGAAUCAAGCAGCUGAGGCCAGUCGAUCGCAGAUGAUUUCAAUGAGUGAAAUAGAAAAACGACUCAAUGAAAAUAAUAUUCUGGUUUUACCUGGUUCGUCUCGUGCUCUCCACGCACUUGUUUUUGCCACAACUACAGAAUCUGAACAAAUCAGCCGACAGGCAAUUCUUGGAGCUUACGCAGCCAGUGAUAUUGUCAAAAGAUUUGAUAUUGAACCUGAGAAUGUUGCGCAAGCAUUGAACCAACUCUAUCUGAAGGACACGACGUUAUCUGACACGUGUCCCGCGGAUGCUGUUUGUAAUCAAACAACAAUCGACUCUCGAUACCGGACGCUGGAUGGCUCGUGCAAUAAUGUCCAGCAUUCAUCCUGGGGCAAGUCGCUCACUCCAUUCCAGCGAGUUAUCCCCUCCGCUUAUGCUGAUGGUGUCCGUGUUCCACGACGUGCCAAAAGUGGCCGUGAACUUCCCAGUGCACGUUUGAUUUCUACCACUGUAACCCGCGAUGUGGAUGCCCCCAGCGAGACAGACACGACUUGGGUUAUGCAAUACGGUCAGUUCCUCGAUCACGACUUUACAAGAACUCCCGAAUUCAGAAUGGCUAAUUCCAGUACAAUCCCAUGUUGCAUGCCAAACGGAGGAUUCAUUGACAAGAAUCUCGUCCACCCCGAAUGUUUUCCCAUUGAGAUCCCGCGAAACGAUGCCUUUUUCUCCAGGUUUGGCCAACGUUGCAUGCCCUUGGUUCGAUCAGCUCCAGGACGCAGACCUGAUUGCAGUUUAGGUUGUGUCGAGCAGAUGAACCAGUUCACCCACUACUUAGAUCAAUCGAAUGUAUACGGAUCUGAUGAUAAAUUAGCCAGCGAAUUGCGUACCUUUCAAGAAGGCAAACUAAAGGCGACUCAUCGGAGUGAUUUAGAUUUACUCCCAGCCGAUGAGGCAUCCAAAGUGUCCUGUGCGUUAUCCAAGCGGGUUUCCGGAAUUGAUCCACCUGCUGAAGUCAAGUGCUUUAAAGCAGGCGACACACCUCGAGUGAACGAACAUCCCAAUUUAGCUGUCACGCACAUAGUCUUUUUACGGGAACACAACCGGCUGGCAGAAGAACUUGCCCGUCUCAAUUCGCAUUGGGAUGACGAGCGUCUCUAUCAGGAAGCAAGGCGGAUUUUGACUGCGCAGAUGCAGCACAUCACCUACAACGAAUGGCUACCUAUUAUUAUCGGAAGAGAGAAAAUGCAACAGUUGGGUUUAUUGCCAUUACAGCGAGGUUUUAGCCAAGAUUACGAUUCCAAUUUGAAUCCUACCAUUUUUAACGAAUUUGCUGGAGCUGCUUUCCGAUUCGGUCACACUCUUAUCCAAGGACGGCACCAUUUGACGAACGCAAGGGGAACAAAGGAAAGAGACAUUUUGUUACGUCAACAUUUUUUCAAAACGCAAGAGAUUUACACGCCCGGAAAUCUCGACAAGUUUCUUAUCGGAUUGGCUACUCAACCAGGUCAAAAACCUGAAAACUAUUUCAGCCAAGAGCUCACCAAUCAUUUGUUUGAAGAGGAAGGCAAAGGUUUCGGUUUAGACUUGGUUUCUUUAAACAUUCAACGCGGUCGCGAUCACGGUCUACCUGGUUACAAUGCCUAUCGAUCCAUAUGUGGCCUAAGUACAGCGAACGAUUUUAACGAUCUUCGUGAUCUAAUUCCCUCUCCGAUCGUUGAUCGCUUCGAGAGCUUGUACGAGUCGAUGGAUGAUAUAGAUCUGUUUAUCGGAAGUAUUUCGGAACGAUUGGCCAAUGGUGCUGUGGUAGGUCCUACAUUUCAAUGUCUGAUUGCUGAGCAGUUUUUAAGGCUAAAACGGGGUGAUCGCUACUUCUACGAUCUUUCUGGUCAAUCUGGUUCAUUUACUGAAGAACAAUUAAAUGAGAUCCGGCGAACGAGUUUUGCUCGUCUCGUCUGUGACAACAGCAAUGUCCGGUCUAUCCAACCAUUGAUCUUCAAAUCCAAGGCUGUCGUAAAUCCUAUCGUCGAUUGCGAGUCAUCUUCUAUACUUCGGGUUAAUCUCCACCCAUGGCAAGAAGCUUAAAAGAAGAUCCUAAGCUGCAAAACUGAAAUAAUGCA
Daphnia carinata is the source of this 2115-nucleotide messenger RNA. RefSeq names its product chorion peroxidase-like. The coding region runs from base 17 to 2080 and encodes 687 amino acids. Lineage: Eukaryota; Metazoa; Arthropoda; Branchiopoda; Diplostraca; Daphniidae. The transcript is spliced from 13 exons. The record is from RefSeq and is a predicted model, not a curated record. Gene Ontology annotation, molecular function: heme binding; peroxidase activity. Gene Ontology annotation, biological process: response to oxidative stress.